Molecule: messenger RNA, 594 nt
Organism: Nicotiana tabacum (common tobacco)
Lineage: Eukaryota; Viridiplantae; Streptophyta; Magnoliopsida; Solanales; Solanaceae
Source: RefSeq, a predicted model, not a curated record
AUGGGGAAAUUGAAUUUCUUCUUGGGUCUACAAGUCAAGCAAACUCCUAGGGGCACAAUGAUAAGUCAACAAAAGUACAUCAAAGAGCUUCUGAAAAGAUUUGAGAUGGAGAGUUCAAAGAUCAUUGAUACACCUAUUGCCACUGCCACUCACCUGGAUAUGGAUGAACCUGGUUCUCCUGUAAAUGAGACUAUGUAUAGCGGCAUUAUUGGGUCACUUCUAUAUCUCACAGUAAGUAGACCAGACAUUGUUUUCAAUGUGGGAUUCUAUGCCAGGGUUCAAUACAAUCCAAAUGAGUCUCAUCUGAAGGCUGCAAAGAGAAUUCUGAGUUAUCUGGUGGAUAGGAAAAGCACUUCUGGUAUGGCACAUUUUCUGGGUUCGUGUCUAAUCUCAUGGGGUACAAGAAAACAAAACUCAGUGGCCCUUUCAACUACUGAAGCUGAGUAUAUGGCAGCUGCCUCUUGCUGUGCUCAACUGUUGUGGAUCAAGCAGCAGCUAGAAGAUUUCGGUGUAUUUUCUGAUUGUGUGCCCUUACUAUGUGACAACACUAGUGCUCUCAACAUGGCAAAAAUCCAGUUCAACAUAAGAAAAUAA